Molecule: messenger RNA, 1865 nt
Organism: Chenopodium quinoa (quinoa)
Lineage: Eukaryota; Viridiplantae; Streptophyta; Magnoliopsida; Caryophyllales; Amaranthaceae
Product: purple acid phosphatase 2-like
Exons: 8
Coding region: 148-1569 (473 amino acids)
Molecular function (GO): acid phosphatase activity; metal ion binding
Source: RefSeq, a predicted model, not a curated record
CUAUUCUUUUUGGUUUGUUAUUCUUUUAUUCAUAUAAACAAUAUUUUCCUAAAAGCAAAAAUGCUAUAAAUAUAAGAAAUUAAUAAAAGGGGAGGAAAAUACAAAAUUUUGGGGAUAAUUUUCUCCAAAAUUUCAAAUUGAAUAGAAAUGGCUCCAUUUCAAUCUUCCUCUCAAUUUGGUUCAAUUUUAUGCGUUUUUGUAGUUCUGGGUUUGAUUUUAAACCUAGCUUUGAUUUGUCAUGGAGGAAAAACAAGCAAUUUUGUCAGAAAAGUGGAAAAAACAAUUGAUAUGCCUCUUGAUAGUGAUGUCUUCUCCGUUCCUCCAGGCUACAAUGCUCCCCAACAGGUUCACAUUACUCAAGGAGAUCAUGAAGGAAAAGCAAUGAUUGUUUCAUGGGUAACAAUGGAUGAACCAGGUUCAAAUGAGGUGGUUUACUGGAAAAAGAAUAGCGAGAAUAAGAAAACUUCUAACGGCAAAAUGUCUAAGUACAAGUAUCAUGAUUAUACUUCUGGGUAUAUUCAUCACUGUACGCUAAAAAAUUUGGAGUAUGACACUAAAUAUUUCUAUGAAGUAGGUGUUGGACAAACCCCCAGAACAUUCUGGUUCAAGACUCCACCUAAAGUUGGUCCUGAUGUUCGUUAUGCUUUUGGUCUUAUAGGUGAUCUUGGACAAAGUUAUGAUUCAAAUGCGACUCUAACUCAUUAUGAACAAAACCCGAUCAAAGGGCAAACUGUUUUGUUUGUUGGGGAUCUUUCAUAUGCAGAUAAUUACCCUAAUCAUGAUAAUAACAGAUGGGAUUCUUGGGCUAGAUUUGUUGAGAGAAGCGUCGCUUACCAGCCCUGGAUUUGGACUGCAGGGAAUCAUGAGAUUGAUUUUGCUCCUGAAAUUGGUGAAACAAAACCUUUCAAACCAUUUAAGAACCGAUAUCCCACACCUUACAAAGCAUCAAACAGUACAGCUCCGUUCUGGUACUCAAUCAAGAGAGGCCCUGCUUACAUAAUCGUUCUAUCAUCAUAUUCUGCAUAUGGAAAGUACACCCCGCAGUAUAAAUGGCUUGAGGAGGAGUUACCAAAGGUUAACAGGAAUGAGACUCCUUGGUUGAUUGUUCUGGUGCAUUCUCCAUGGUACAAUAGCUACAAUUAUCAUUACAUGGAAGGAGAGUCGAUGAGAGUCAUGUAUGAGCCCUGGUUUGUCCAAUACAAAGUUGAUAUCGUCUUUGCUGGUCAUGUUCAUGCUUAUGAGAGAUCUAGACGUGUAUCGAAUAUUGGAUACACCAUUGUCAAUGGAGAAUGCAGACCAGUUGAAGACCAAUCUGCUCCUGUUUACAUAACAAUAGGAGAUGGAGGAAAUCUAGAAGGUUUAGCAACAAAUAUGACACAACCACAGCCAUUUUACUCAGCUUUUCGAGAAGCCAGCUUUGGACAUGCCAUUCUUGAUAUUAAGAAUAGGACUCAUGCUUACUAUAGUUGGCACCGUAAUCAAGAUGGUUCCGCUGUGAAAGCAGAUUCAAUGUGGUUUUUCAAUAGAUUCUGGCAUCCUGUUGCCGAAUCUGUUAGUGCUGUUAUUUGAUACGGAGUACUAAAUAUUCUUCAACAUACUGCAGGUGCCUAGUUUUCUAAUCAAUUUGUUCUGUCUUUUGUUAGGUAUAAUUGUAUAACCUAUAAUGAUCAGAAGGCAUAAGAUGUAUACUAAUGGUAGAGUAAUAAAGGUUACAUAAAGCAUAUAGUUUUCAAUUCCCCUGUAUUCCCUUUAAGCUAUGUGAACCUGAUGUUAUAACUCAUAAGAAAACUUUCUGCCUGUUACUUGUUGAUGAACAAGUAAAUUCCGCUAAUGAACAGAAAAGUAGGCAACGAGCUUCUCUUUUA